Messenger RNA from Budorcas taxicolor (takin), 561 nucleotides. It is a transcript of the gene BHLHA15, whose product is annotated as basic helix-loop-helix family member a15. The record is from RefSeq and is a predicted model, not a curated record. Lineage: Eukaryota; Metazoa; Chordata; Mammalia; Artiodactyla; Bovidae. The transcript has a single exon. The coding region runs from base 1 to 561 and encodes 186 amino acids. Gene Ontology annotation, molecular function: protein dimerization activity.
AUGAAGACCAAGAGUCGGCCACCCCGGCGCCGGGCACCUCCGCAAGACCCAGAAGCCACCCCAGGGGAGCGGACGCCCGACAGGCCACCGCCGGGUUCGGGUGGGCCGGACGCAACCAAGGCUCUGCGGAGCCGGAUGGCGCGGGCUCAGGGGGCGCGGGCGGAGGGCGGGCGCCGGCGGCCGGGGCCGGGGGGCCGGCGGGAGAGCAGCGUCCAGCGGCGGCUGGAGAGCAACGAGCGGGAGCGACAGCGCAUGCACAAGCUGAACAACGCCUUCCAGGCGCUGCGCGAGGUCAUCCCACACGUGCGCGCCGACAAGAAGCUUUCCAAAAUCGAGACCCUCACACUGGCCAAGAACUACAUCAAGUCGCUGACCGCCACCAUCCUGACCAUGUCCAGCGGCCGCCUCCCGGGCCUGGACGGGCCAGGCCCCAAGCUCUACCAGCACUAUCAGCAGCAGCAGCAGGCUGCCGGGGGCACGCUCGUAGCCGCCGAGGCCCCGCCCGAGGGCCACCUGCAGAAAUACUCCACCCAGAUCCACAGCUUCCGCGAGGGCUCCUAG